Messenger RNA from Trichobilharzia regenti, 476 nucleotides. The record is from the annotation of a GenBank genome assembly. NCBI's taxonomy places the organism in Eukaryota, Metazoa, Platyhelminthes, Trematoda, Strigeidida, Schistosomatidae.
UUCCUGUGUGAAGUGGCAUAAUAAGGUGAGCAACAUGGAGGUUAGGCGUAGAGUUCUAGGUAAACAGGGGAAUCAAUCGACGGAGUCGUGGAGCUACAUCGACUGAGAUGGUUAGGACAUGUGUUACGUAUGCCAAGCCAUCGCCUCCCUCGACGAGCAAUGUUAGCGGAUAUAGGGUCAGGCUGGAAAAAAGCUAGCGGCGGUCAAACAAAAACUUGGCACCAGUCAAUGAAAUCCACAACAAUUGGUCUAAGCCACGUAGAAAGGUGUAGACUUCCAGGCUGGGGUCCUCGGGACGGUAAAAAUCUAUGGUUGGAAACAAUUGGUGACAUGGCUCAAAACCGUUCUCAGUGGCUAGCGCAGAUGCAUCCACUCCCUGUGACUUAUGAUCUUCAAUGAAACUGUUUUGUAUUUCUUUAUUACUCCUUUGUCUCACACCUUUGCUCACUGUUUCUAUUAUGCUUUUCUUGUACUUU